Lachancea nothofagi CBS 11611 is the source of this 1566-nucleotide messenger RNA. Lineage: Eukaryota; Fungi; Ascomycota; Saccharomycetes; Saccharomycetales; Saccharomycetaceae. The record is from the annotation of a GenBank genome assembly.
AUGUCGGAAGCCAAUACAUUCGCUAUUCAAGGAUAUAACUUGUCCAAGCUUUUGAAACGAUUGGAAGACGCAACGGCGCGUUUGGAGGACGUCACUUUAUACCAGGAAGGAUACGUUCAAACCAAGAUUGAUGCGCUUUCCAAGGGCCAAAAUGACGAGAUUGAGGCAAAAGAGGCUAGAGCUGUAAGUCCUGCGGAGCCCAUUAUAGCCGAGUCCACAGCGGAACCUGAGCCCGCCAGCAUCGUUGCGUUCCGCGAAUUCCUAGAUACACAUUUGAAACCACUGCUCGAAAAUUCUGGGAAAAUUGAUCCCGCGGUGAAAGCGGCCAUUGAAUACUUGCAGAAAGCGUUUGAGGCGCAAGCCCGGUUCUUGAGAGUCGCCGUUGCCGCAAAGAAGCCAGAUUUUGGCUCUGCAGCCUUUGCAAAAUCCUUACAACCUUUGAACGAACAAAUUAUGGCUAUAGGCUACCUGAAAGAUCAAAAUCGCCAAAGCAGUCAUUUCGCACAUCUCAAUGCGGUAGCAGAGGGUGCUCCUCUCUUGGGGUGGAUUGGUGGGGAAGCUCCAGUGUCGAUGAUUGGUGAUUUUAAAGAUGCGGCCCAGUUCUGGACCAAUAGAGUUCUGAAGGAUUUCAAGGAGUCUGACCCUAACAGCGUCGAAUGGGUCAAACAAUUCCUUGGCCUUUUUGAUGGCCUCAAAAGUUACGUAAAAGAGUUUCAUACCACGGGCCCAUCGUGGAACGCCCAGGGUAUGGAUUUUGAAGAUGCUUUAGCUAAAUAUGGUGGCGAAGGAGCUCCAAUUGUUUCGGACACGAGCGACUCUCCUUCGUCUACAUCUGCACCACCACCUCCUCCUCCUCCUCCACCGGCCUCGGUUUUCCAGUCACAAGACGAGCCUCCAUCAAAUUCAGGAGGUAUUGACGCGGUCUUUAGCGAACUGAAUCAAGGCGAAAACAUCACGAAGUCAUUGAAAAAAGUGGACAAGUCUCAACAAACCCAUAAAAACCCCACCCUUCGGGCAUCAGCAAUUACGCCAUCGUUAAGAACUCCACCUCCCAAACCAAAGAAGCCUACCACCUUAAAAACCAAGAAGCCCGCUAGAAAGGAGCUAGUAGGCAAUAAAUGGUUUAUUGAAGGGUUUGAGAAUGAAGAACAGCCAAUCGUGGUCGAGGUUACCAGAGAUGAAUCCAUUUACAUCGGAAAUUGCAGUAGCGUUUUCAUUCAGGUUAAAGGUAAAGUUAAUGCAAUCUCUGUGAGUGAGACAGAACGCUGUAACUUGGUUUUAGAAAGCAGCAUUUCAGGUUUAGAUAUCAUUAAGUCUGUCAAGUUCGCCAUUCAAGUGGAACAACCGCUUCCCCAAAUCAGCAUUGACAAAAGUGACGACGGUACCAUUUACCUCAGCAAGGACUCUUUGAACACUGAAAUUUUCACGUCCUGUUCUACAUCUCUUAACGUCAACUUCCCCAUUGGCGAGGACGGCGAUUUCGUGGAAUUUCCAGUCCCGGAACAACUCAAGCAUAGUUUUGCCAAUGGUAAAUUGAGUAGCGGUAUAUAUGAGCAUGCAGGCUGA